Pocillopora meandrina is the source of this 1082-nucleotide messenger RNA. The record is from the annotation of a GenBank genome assembly. NCBI's taxonomy places the organism in Eukaryota, Metazoa, Cnidaria, Anthozoa, Scleractinia, Pocilloporidae.
AUGUCAAAAUGUGAGCAGACCUUAAAGAAAAAUCAGAAGCAAAUAAAUUGUAAGUCUUGCUUUGAUCUUCUCCACGUAAAAUGCGUUUGCCUAUCAAAUGAUAUCACGACCACUCAAAAUAAUUUCAAACGUACCUGAUGCUUGUGGACUGAGUUGAUUUUCCAUGCACAUCACGAUUUUUAUUAUAAGGAUCAUGAGCUGUUUUCUAGCAGUGAAAACCCUUCUAACAUCUCAGCAACACUGGAUCCUGGCCCAGACGAGCACUUGCAAUCUCUCAUCAUGAGACCGAAACACCUAAAGGUGAUGCACCUCAAUACAAAAAGCAUGGUUUCAGCAUUUGAUGAACUCCUUCUAAAAAUAAAGCAAUAUCCGUUUGACGUGAUAAGCAUGAGUGAAACCUGGCUAAAGGAAAACCCUCUUUUACUGAAACAUGUGACCAUACUGGGCUAUAAUUGCGAAUUUAGAAGCCGUAAUUCCAUCAGAGGUGGAGGUGUGGGAGCUUACAUAAAGGAAACUCCGACCUAUAAACGUAGAAGUGACAUCGAGGCUAAAGAACUCGACCUUGAACAUCUGUGGCUUGAAUUUCCCGGUAGAAAUAAACAUAGCAAGCUUUUUGUAGGAACAAUGUAUCGUGCGGAAGGAAUGCUAACCUCAACGGAAUGGCUGGGAUGGUCUUCUAGUUGUGACAGGAGACAUCAACAUAGAUUUACUCAGACCAAAUAAACCUAUAACUAGCCAAUAUCAAGACAUAUUAUCUUCACUAAACUUACAUCAACAUGUACAUAAACCAACCAGGAAAACAGACAAGACGAGCACACAUCGAUCAUAUAAUCUCCAACUUUCUAGAAAGUAUUCCGCACACAGAUGUUCUUCCAUGUCCACCAGUCAGCGAUCACGACGCCGUCUACGCAACUAUUAACACCAAAGUUACCAGACUCCAAAUAAGGCACAAAUUCAUCAGAAAUUUGAAGAACUUUGAUGAAUCUUCUUUCAUUGAAGACUUUGAAACACUACCAUUUGCAGCCUCCUUUGCAGUCUCCGAUCCGGAUGAAAAGCUCGAAAUAUUAAGUUCAUUGCUCUAG